ACGUGGCUCUUCGGAUACGAGUUGACGGACACCAUCAUGGUCUUCUGCGAGGAGAAGAUCUUCUUCAUGGCCAGCAAGAAGAAAGUGGAGUUCCUCAAGCAGGUGGCCCACGGCAAAGGCGGGGAGAGCGCCAACGGCGUCCCCGCCAUCACCCUCCUCGUCCGGGAGAAGUUUCUCCCUUUUUCUCCUCAGAACGAGAGCAACAAAGCCAACUUUGAGAAGAUGAUCGAGGCGCUGAAGGGCAGCAAGGGCGGGAAGCGCAUCGGGGUCUUCAGCAAGGACAAGUUCCCCGGGGACUUCAUGAAGAGCUGGAACGACUGUCUCAGCAAGGAGGGCUUCGAGAAG
This is a messenger RNA of Leptosomus discolor (cuckoo roller), 345 nucleotides long. The record is from RefSeq and is a predicted model, not a curated record. Lineage: Eukaryota; Metazoa; Chordata; Aves; Leptosomiformes; Leptosomidae.